Molecule: messenger RNA, 1020 nt
Organism: Cyclocybe aegerita
Lineage: Eukaryota; Fungi; Basidiomycota; Agaricomycetes; Agaricales; Hemipholiotaceae
Source: the annotation of a GenBank genome assembly
AUGCUUUUUGGCCGCAAAGAUGCACAGAAGUCGAAGGAGCUCACAGACAUGACGGGCAAAGUGGUCUUUGUCACUGGUGCAAAUCGGGGAAUAGGAUACAUGACCGUCAAGCAGCUUGCACUUCAAGGAGCCACGGUAUACCUAGGCUGCCGAAAUGAGACCAGGGGAUUAGAGGCCGUAGCCAACCUCGAACGUGAGGUCGCCGAGGCAUAUAGCACGACAUCGUCGCCUCAACCCGCCCCCGGAAAAAUUGUCUAUCAUCACUGUGAUUUGAGUAGGCCUGCGCUUGCUAAGGAUUGUGGAGAUAAGUUCUUGGAGAGAGAAUCAAGACUGGACGUACUCGUCAACAAUGCGGCAGCUCUUCCAGACCCAAGUUUCACUCCGCAUGAUGUGGUGACGAUCAAUCACUUCGGCACCUAUCAGCUCACCGAAGCACUUCUUCCACUUCUCACGAAGACUUCACAGACAAAUAUAGAUGUCAGGAUCGUCAUGGUUUCGACCAACGGUCAUCGCAUGGGACGUGCCAGCAACCACAAUAUACGAUUCAGAACGAGAGAAGACUAUUUUACAGACUACCACAAGGACUUGAUUCCAUUGUGGCAAGCAUACUGUGUGUCCAAACUGGCGUUGUUCUUGGCGACUAAAGCCCUUCAACGGCGACUUUUAUCCCCUUCGCCUUCCGGACCCGCUACCCAUCCUAUCACUUGCAUUUCAGUACACCCCGGCGCGGUCAACACCUUCUCCAACAGGGUCCCAUAUUUACCAGGGUGGCUGGUGACGCCUAUCGUGAAUCUCUUCUUCAUAAGUCCAGAAGCUGCAGCGAAAACCUUGUGCUACGCCGCUGCGUCCCUUGAAGUAGCUGAGGAUAAGGAGAAGUUCAGAGGGGCCUACAUUCUUCCGGGGUUCAAAAUUGAGCCCGACACGGACAUUACGAAGAACGAAGCUCUGCAAGAUGAGGUUUGGGAGAGUACAGUCGAAAUUUUAAAGGCUUGGCCAGAGGCAGAACAGGUGGCUGCAUGA